UUGCUUUAUAUAGUGCAGAGUUAUGGGCCGCUCUGCCCCGGGACUGUUAGACUGCAGCCGCACAAUCUGUCCGUUUUUUGUUCUCCUGUAUUGAUAAGAAACACGUGAAGAGCCUCUGUGCUCCGCUGCCAUCACUUCUUCCAUCUCUGUCAUCUCUAUCCAGUCGACAGAACAUCAGGCUCAUCUGCAAAGGGACAAAAUGAAUGGGACAGUGGACGGGAUGUACGACCAUGCUCCUCAUGACGGCUCCUUCAUGUUUACCUCUGAGUCUGUGGGAGAGGGACACCCCGAUAAGAUAUGUGACCAGAUCAGUGAUGCUGUGCUGGACGCUCACCUGAUGCAGGACCCGGAUGCUAAAGUGGCCUGUGAGACGGUGUGUAAGACCGGCAUGGUGCUGCUCUGUGGUGAGAUCACGUCUCGAGCCAACGUGGACUACCAGAAGGUGGUGAGAGACACAAUCCGAGACAUCGGAUACGACAACUCAGACAAAGGCUUUGACUAUAAGACCUGUAACUUGUUGGUGGCCCUCGAGCAGCAGUCCCCUGACAUCGCACAGGGAGUCCAUAUUGAUCGACACGAGAGUGACAUCGGAGCUGGAGACCAGGGUCUGAUGUUUGGAUACGCCACGGAUGAGACAGAGGAGUUAAUGCCCCUCACCGUUGUCCUCGCACACAAACUCAACGCCAAGAUGGCCGAACUGAGACGUAAUGGGACUGUCCCCUGGCUCCGCCCCGACUCCAAGACACAGGUGACGGUUCACUACACCCAAGAGAACGGAGCUGUGAUCCCCAAGAGGGUUCACACUGUGGUGAUCUCAGCGCAGCAUGAUGACAAUGUGAGUCUAGAGGAGCAGAAGAAGGUCCUGAAGGAGAAGGUCAUCAAGGCCGUGGUCCCAUCGAGGUACCUGGACGAGGACACUGUCUACCACCUGCAGCCCAGCGGACGCUUUGUCAUCGGCGGACCACAGGGCGAUGCUGGAGUGACGGGCAGGAAGAUCAUCGUCGACACAUACGGGGGCUGGGGGGCUCACGGCGGCGGGGCUUUCUCUGGGAAGGACUACACCAAGGUGGACCGCUCAGCUGCCUACGCCGCCCGCUGGGUGGCAAAGUCUCUGGUGAAGGCCAAACUGUGCAGGAGGGUGCUGGUGCAGGUGGCGUAUGCGAUCGGAGUGGCCCACCCGCUCUCCAUCUCCCUCUUCACCUUCGGCUCCUCUCACCUGAGCGAGAAGCAGCUGCUGCAGAUCGUCAACAAAAACUUUGACCUCAGACCCGGCGUCAUCGUCAGUGACCUGGACCUGAAGAGACCCAUCUACCAGAAGACGGCCUGCUACGGACACUUUGGCAGGAAAGAGUUCCCCUGGGAGGUCCCAAAGAACCUCAAAUUCUAGAUAGAGUGUGUGUGUGUGUGUGUGUGUGUGUGUGUGUGUGAGAUGUAUAGACAGCUGUCCUCGUGCUGCUGUAACCCAGUAAGAGGAAGGCAGCUGGGAGGGAUGGAUCGGAGUGGGAGCAGAUAAUCUCCAGUGAUUGGAUGAGAGGAAGGCGGUUCCAUCUGUAAUUUACGACCCCUCAAUAGUAACAUGAAAUAUGAGCGAGCCAUGUGGUAUUUUUGUCCCGUAGAUUCAGUGUACAGUCACAUGCAACCAUUUUCUGUCCAGGAAUAAGUGAAUGACCAAAUUUAAAGGGAGAGCAGUCACGCAUGUGUUUAAAUACGCUUUCAUGUCUUAAAAAAAAUCUCCUUCUUUGUUUGUUGAUGUCAAUAUUUUUAUAUGAUUCAAACUGUGCGCUGCAGGUUUUAGUGUUACUGAAGCCUUCUUUACAUCUUAAAGCUUUUACAUACAGAAAAAAAGUUUUUGUUUGUUUGUUUUUCAGCAUGAAUCAAACCUUCACCCUGAAUCUACUGUUUCGAUCUGUGUCCAAGGUAAAAUUGUUAUUUAUUAAGUUUCAUAUAAAAAGACCUGCAGACACUUGAUCUCCACAAAACAAAGAUGAGGUCACAGAAGAUAAAUAGCAGAUAUAUAUUUAAAAGUCCAGAGUAGUUUCUGUGCUGCACGCAUCCUACAGUGACACUUUUGAAUCAGUGUAGUGCCCACGCUGUAGCCUGACCUGCACCUCCCCAGAAAUGUAACUACAUGUCGUGGUGACGGGACCCAACCCAAAUCUUGCGGGAGCGGGCGGUUUGAACUUUGCUGCGGGCGGGAACGGGCAGCUAAAAAAACACUGCGUGAUGAGGAUGUAGCCUAUAGCGACAGGAUGGAGUUCACAAAUGUUGUGGAAAAGAAGCUCAAACAAGGUCUGAAGGCGCACUGAGCCCUCUACUUCCCAGCGCUCUCAAAGCUGGUGCGUUUCAUCUUCAGCAUCCCUGCAUCCAGUGCGCCUUCAGAGCGGGCCUUGAGUGUCUGUGGGCGCAUCUUGGAAGAGAGACGCAAAGGAUUGGGACCGCAGUCGGUCAGCAACAUUCUCUUCCUCCACAGCAAUAUAAUGGCCAAGUGAUUCAUUUGUUAAAUUCAUUUCUUUCAUUCGUUAACUUUGUUUAUUUUAUGUUAUUUAUUAGUGUUAUUUGAGCCACUCACAGACUACUCUCGUUGCUAUUUGUUAAUUAGCCUACAUAAAGAGGUGUGAUGAUCAUAGGCUUUAUCUUUAUCUCAUUAAUGUUUCUUAUUCAGGUCUCUCUCAGAAAAGAGACCUUAACCUCAAUCACUGCGUGAUUAUAUAAAGGUAGAAAAAUAAAUAAAUACAGAGGAGGAGAAUAGAAUAUGAAACAGCCUUUAUUUCAUUAAAAACUGAAUGAA
This is a messenger RNA of Epinephelus moara (kelp grouper), 2788 nucleotides long. RefSeq names its product S-adenosylmethionine synthase-like. The transcript has 9 exons. Lineage: Eukaryota; Metazoa; Chordata; Actinopteri; Perciformes; Serranidae. Gene Ontology annotation, molecular function: methionine adenosyltransferase activity; ATP binding. Bases 200 to 1387 code for a protein of 395 amino acids. Gene Ontology annotation, cellular component: cytosol. Gene Ontology annotation, biological process: S-adenosylmethionine biosynthetic process. The record is from RefSeq and is a predicted model, not a curated record.